Messenger RNA from Oldenlandia corymbosa var. corymbosa, 1439 nucleotides. The record is from the annotation of a GenBank genome assembly. NCBI's taxonomy places the organism in Eukaryota, Viridiplantae, Streptophyta, Magnoliopsida, Gentianales, Rubiaceae.
GGCAUGUUGCUACUAACCAUUACAGCAACCUUUCACAAACUAAGGCCUCAACCAUGUCACGGCGAAUCAAACAUUUGCGCGAACCCGACCAAAAUCCAAUUCGCCGUUCUUUAUCUAAGCUUGGCACUAGCAGUUUUGGGGAUGGGCGGCACUCGGGUCACCAUCGGACCAAUGGGCGCGCACCAGUUCGAUCAACCAAAGGAACGCGGAAUUUUCUUCAACUGGUACGCACUUGUUAUGGACGUAUGCGUUAUUGUAAGCUCCACGGGCAUUGUUUAUGUCAUCAACAAUGUGAGUUGGGCUUGGGGAUUUGGGAUUACAGCAAUAACCAAUAUAUUUGCGCUAUUACUGUUCUUUGUCGGCACUGGAUUCUUUCGUGAGUUGAAGCCACAAGGGAGCCCUUUUCCGGGAUUGGCUAGUGUUAUUAUCAGAGCCAUCAAGAACAGGGGAACUCUGCUUUCCCAGGACCCAAUAGAUUAUUACCAACACCAUGAAAAUGAGACCAAUCCUACAUUGCCUUCAAAAUUUUUCAGGUUUUUAAAUCAUGCAGCUCUUAAAAUUGAAGGAGAUACAGAGCAAAAUGGAUCUCCAAAGAAAUCUUGGCAGUUUUGUACAGUUAAAAAAGUAGAAGAUCUCAAAAGCCUCAUCAAACUGAUUCCACUAUGGACAAGUGCGAUACUUGUGUGCAUUCCAUAUAUUAUUCAGACGAGUUUGGGAAUUCUCCAAGCUCUAACAAUGGACCGCCAUCUCGGACACAAUGCACAUAUUGCAGCUGCAUCAGUCGUCGCUGUUUUAUUAGUAUCGGGAUGUAUUACCAUACUCUUUAUAGAUCGAAUCUUAUUUCCAAUGUGGAAUAAAUUUGGUCUCCAACCCAUCACCCCUCUCCAGCGUAUAUGCAUUGGUCAUUGUUUCUAUAUCCUUAGUAUGGCAAUUUCAGCAUUUGUCGAGGCGAAGAGGCUUAAGAUUGUGCGGAUUCAUAACCUUCGACACGAGGAUAACGCCUUGGUGCCAAUGUCAAUAUAUUGGUUAGUGCCAUCAUAUGCCCUCGUUGGCAUUGCGGAAGCAUUUAAUUUCCCAGGGCAAGUUGAAUUUUAUUACCGAGAAUUUCCUCAGGACAUGAAAAACACUUCAUCUGCAAUUGUCUCCUUGUUUUAUGGGAUCACUUGUUACGUAGGAAAUGCGUUGAUCGAUGUUUUUCGGAGAUCAACGGAUUGGUUGCCGGACAAUAUAAACAAUGGUAGACUAGACAUUGUGUAUUGGCUGAUUACAGUACUUGUAGGGAUCAACUUUUGUUAUUUCCUUUUAUGUGCCUCGUUAUACAAGUAUAAAACUAUUGAAGAUGAUGAUGGUUUUGUCUCAUCAUCUUAGAUGGAAACAGUGUGAGUAAAAAUCUCAUAACUUUUUUGUUUGACAAAACCCGACUCGUAUUUUGACAUAGG